This is a messenger RNA of Sesamum indicum (sesame), 1194 nucleotides long. It is a transcript of the gene CHIP, whose product is annotated as carboxyl terminus of HSC70-interacting protein. Gene Ontology annotation, biological process: positive regulation of proteolysis; protein polyubiquitination; protein quality control for misfolded or incompletely synthesized proteins. Gene Ontology annotation, cellular component: cytoplasm. Gene Ontology annotation, molecular function: ubiquitin protein ligase activity; protein-folding chaperone binding. NCBI's taxonomy places the organism in Eukaryota, Viridiplantae, Streptophyta, Magnoliopsida, Lamiales, Pedaliaceae. The record is from RefSeq and is a predicted model, not a curated record.
UUAUAUAUAAACGGAGGGAGGGAAAAGGAGAAUAGGGUGACGGGAGAAGUGAAAAAUGUCUCCGGCAGUGGUGGCGUCCGCCGCGAAACAGGCGGAGCAACUCAGGCUACAUGGUAAUCGUUACUUUAAAAAAGAUCGAUUUGGCGCAGCCAUUGAUGCUUACACGGAGGCUAUUGUGUUGUGCCCUAAUGUGCCUAUAUAUUGGACAAACCGCGCUCUCUGCCAUCGGAAGCGGAAUGAAUGGACAAGAGUGGAGGAGGAUUGCAGAAGAGCAAUUCAGCUGGAUCAUUAUUCUGUCAAGGCCCAUUAUAUGCUUGGUCUGGCAUUACUGCAAAGGAAAGAAUAUGCAGAAGGUAUCAAGGAAUUGAAAAAAGCAUUGGACUUGGGAAGGGGUGCAAACCCUAAGAGCUACAUGGUGGAGGAAAUAUGGCAGGAGCUUGCAAGGGCUAAAUACUUAGCAUGGGAACAUGAAUCCACGAAGCGUUCUUGGGAACUCCAAAACUUAAAAGAAGCAUGUGAGGCGGCGCUGAAGGAGAAACACUUCCUUGAUGCUUCUGAAAUGGAAGGUUUUGUAGAUGAAAAUGCAAAAUCUAAUCUAGAACAAUUAGAAGCUUUAGGCCGAGUAUUCAACAAAGCUGCCGAAGAUGAUACUCCAACUGAGGUGCCCGACUACCUAUGCUGUAAAAUCACGUUAGACAUCUUCCGUGAUCCCGUAAUCGCUCCAAGUGGGUUUACGUACGAGCGAGCAGUGAUCCUCGACCAUCUGCAGAAAGUGGGAAGAUUUGACCCAAUCACCCGCGAAUCGCUUUAUCCAUCACAGCUGGUACCAAAUUUGGCCAUAAAAGAAGCUGUAAGUGCAUAUCUGGAAAAGCACGGAUGGGCCUAUAAGAUGGAUUGAUGUCGUUGCUUCAAUUAUUUAUGUUGAAUUUUGUUGAACGCCUGGCAGAAAGCAGCAGGUCAUUACGUUCAUACCAGUAGCACUAAAAUGCAGAAUCUUGUGAUCCCAAAAUGUACAGCAUAGCACUCUGUAGAUGAUCAGAAGACACCUGGUUCAGCUUGUACAGUUGUAGUAGUAGACCUUCUGCCUAAAGAUGGGAUCCAAUGGAAGUGUAGUCCAAAUUAUGUACCGUCUAUUCGGACAAAAGUCGAGCUGAAAACAUCUCCUUCAUUUGAUUAACUUGACAUUUGAUUGGA